Messenger RNA from Pseudo-nitzschia multistriata, 4145 nucleotides. The record is from the annotation of a GenBank genome assembly. Lineage: Eukaryota; Bacillariophyta; Bacillariophyceae; Bacillariales; Bacillariaceae.
CAACUACUACGUACAGUACCGUACUUCGUUUGUAUGAAAAUAAAACUCGUUCUGUUCGUACGAGCAACGCACAGMACGGCAUGCACGUCCCAAUAGGAUACGUACCUUACUACUAGGAUGCUUCUGAUCCGUGUCCGGUCGUCAAAACUCGCAACAGUUGUUUCGUUGAAUCACAGCUCAGCUGAGGAGAUAUGGAAGAACUUGGCCAUUGUGUUACCGUCUGUAGUUAAACUGCAAUAAAUAUAAAAUCGGACAAUGACUAAUGUCAAUCCUACCCAAAGAGAGCGAAAGARCAGAAGCGUCAAUGACUUUGGUUCCCAGAAUGCGCUGAGAGGAGCCCUCUCAAGAAUGGAUGCCCGCCCUGGCGCGGACACAAAUAGCACAUGGGAUCCAUUGUCAAGGCGGCUUUCGUUGCUUCAAAGUGAAAGGAAGGCGGAUGAGAAAACUAUUGGUGCCAUUGGGUCCGAUUUGAGGACCACCGAUGACAUUCAAAUGUUACAGUCAGUAGCCCAAGAAGCUGGCAAAGAGGUAGUCGAUGGAAUGGACAUCGAWAUGGACGACGAAGAACGUCUGAGAGAGGCAAUGGAAACUGAAUCUCGGAGAUUGGCUGUUUUGAAGAGUUAUCGUGUGGUGGGAUCAGGUCGCAAUGCAGCAUAUGAAAGAUUGGUGUCCCUAGCUAGCAGAAUAUUCAAGGCUCCAAUUAGCUACAUCACUAUCAUUGAUCUAGCAAGCAGCCACAUUCUCGCUGCUAGGGGCCUUGGAGCGAUGGCUGAAAAUGAAGGUGAAAGAAGGUCUUCUAUUUGUGCUCGAACGAUCACAAGUAAAGAGGAGCACUUAGUGAUUCCGGAUCUCUCUCAGGACGAACAAUUUAAAGACCACAAAAAUGUGGUGGGGCUUCCCCACCUUCGAUUUUAUGCRGCAGCUUCCUUGAUAUCUCCGGAAGGAUAUCGUCUUGGUACAAUUUGUGUCCUAGAUACAGUGMCCCGACCAGAUGGAAUGUCUUUAGAUAUGAUGCAGAACUUGAGAGAAAUCGCAGGAAUGGUUAUGGAUGUGAUGGUUGAAGAACGCGAAAGAAAGAACUUUGAGUAUCGCCAGCCAUCGCGGAUGAUUGCUACCACCUCGAAUGAUCUGAUGGCACCAUUAUUGGGAAUCGUCAAGGGGCUCUCAUCCAUUCGAGAGGACGAAGGACUUUUGAACUCGUUAUCAAGUCAACAGGAAGAAAUUUUYAAUACGGCUUUUGCGUGUUCGUCUGUAAUGAGCCGCAUAUGCAAGAAUUCUUUAGACUCUUUUAACAAGGACAGAAGAAAGCACACAGUAGUAGCUGCAAAAGAAGAAAGUAAAGAAGAGGAUGAGAAAGAUAAUUUGUUGGUUAUUCGAGAUUUAGUGAAGCACCUUCAUGUCGUAAUGGACCCAUUCCCGAAAAAAGUUCCGCUUGUCAUCACAACAGACGACGCUGUGCCGCCUGUUAUUGUGGCUGAUGAACUGAAGGUUUUCCGUUCCGUUGUGAACUAYUUGACCAACGCCUGCUCAAAGACUGAGACUGGGUCAGUUCAUCUCAAAAUAUAUCUGAAAGAUGAGACCGAAGGCAUCGAGGAAGGCAGCGAGCCGCGCCAAAGUGUUAUCUUCUUGGUCGAAGAUACGGGGUGUGGUGUAGAUGUCGAGCAAUACCAGCAUCUUUUCAAGCCUAUCAUCUUAAGUACAGAGGAGGAAGAUAACUCCUGCACCCUCGCAACAUUUGGAGGUAGAGAUGCCACUCCGGUCAUAAAACGGACGAGUUUGGGAUUGUAUUCAGUUGCAACACAAAUCAGUUCUAUUGGGGGAAGAUAUGGAUUCCGACCGCGAGAAUUCUCUGAAAGUGGAUCUCGACUAUGUGACUCGAACGGGAAUGAACUAAGGGGGUCCAUUUUUUGGCUUAGUGUCCCAUUGGCUUUGCCUUAUGACAAGAAAGAAUCUCCUGGAAAGCCAGAGGUUGCUAUUCUCGGGUCCAAAACUGGGGAAAACGAAUCUGAUCUUACGGACGAGCAAAUGGURGAAGAUGAUUGGGCGGAUUCGAACACUCAAAAACGAUCRUACAAAUCAAUUGAGGAACCCCCUUCAUCUAAAGUUCGCCAGAAGCGUGCACUCAUCAUUGAAGAUUCAAUGAGUACUCGACGAGUGCUGUCAAGAAUGCUUAAGAAACUAGGCUUUGAUGUAGUUCAAAGUGUGAACGGCAUGGAAGGACUGAAGGAACUCCAAGCCAAUCUUUUCGACCUUGUUCUUUGUGAUUUUUUGAUGCCCGUAAUGGAUGGAACUGAUUGUGUUCAACAGUAUCGGCAAUUUGAGGUUUCCCAUCGUCCAUGGUUCGAUCAAUACAUCGUUGGCAUUUCUGCUCAUGCUUGUGAUGCAGAUAUUGAACGUGGAAUGAAAGUCGGAAUGAAUGACUACAGACCAAAACCAGUGACGAUGAGACAUCUUGAAGAAAUUCUUGAGGGGCAGGAGUAUCAAUAUGUAACUUCAAGGCUUGAUUCCAUUGCUGUACACUUAGAAGAAGAGGCUAAUGCUGCGGAUACGGCRAAAAGGUCGAAACCUGAAAAACCGGUAGAAAAAGCACCCCAAAACGAAGAAGCUAUGAAGGUCUGUCUUGUAGUCGAAGAGGGAAAAAUAAUAUCGACUGUUGCUGAGAAAGUUUCCGAAAAUAUGGGAUGGAAAUCAGUUGUUGUACACAAUGGAGAAGCCGCCCUGCGCUUAUUAAAAAUGAGGAAUUGGGAUGCGGUUCUUCUCGAUGAAGAACUUCCGGGAGUUACGAGCUGCAAGGUCAUCGAAAACUUUCGUCUAUGGGAGAGUAAGAACCGGGUUAAUAGACAAAAGAAUGUAUUCCAAGUCAACUCGAGCUUUAUUCCCACAGGUUUGGAGUGCUCGGCGGGGGUGGAAUCUUCUUUAUCUUCCUCGUUGGUGCAGCUUCCUUCUGGUUUUGACGGUGCUCUUGGGAAGCCUCUCUCUGCGAACAUUUUGAAAAACUUUCUUCAGAGCUCGUCUGAAGGAAGUGCAUCGCAUCUCCUCAUGUGAGGGUCAACGCUGGACUCACCCGAUUCCCGAUUCGUGGAGGUCAAGAAGUAAAAUUUUAUAGCAAUUAACUGUUUUUUGGGUAACGACACAGAUCUUCUACAACAAGAUUUUUGAAAUGUUCAACUCAUGCUUUCUGAAAACUGAAGAAAUUGAAAAACUAAUCCGAGUUGGACUACAACAAUUGAAGACAUCGCUCGAUGCACUAUCCUCCUCCUGUACGUCUCUYCAAAAUAGUCAAGAUAGCAGUACAUACAAGGGCGAGAUACAUAUUGAUCGAUGAGAAGGAAGCUCCGGGGCAAUUGAUGCAGUACAUGGCUUGAGCAAUAUUCGUGCAUUAUCAGUUCAGUAACUCUCAACUCAACGAUCAGUCACUCCAUGUUCAGAGAAGAAAGAUAUCUGUGGUUGAAAAAUUGAAUCUUAAAAACUGAGGUAUCUUAUCAUCUUUAUGCUUAGUUUCCUGCUUGAUAUAUCCUUCAACAAGUAGUGGAGUAAUAUCUAAAUGSGUUCUGGACAGAUUCCCACUUAMAUGUAUAACAUUCUUUACGGAAACAAUACCAAAGUGUUAGAAAUGGGAAAUAUUGGUUUUUGUCAGUGUGUCAAACUAAAGCACUGCAAAAUUUUGGUUGGGUCUGCUGUCCUUGUAUUUUGGGCUGCAACCAAAUCUCAUAUUUGGAACAUAGCAAAAAGAUUGGGGGUGGUGGUUGGGGAUGUAUCCAAACCCUAGAUAUAGUUGGGGGUGUACCCAAAUCUCUGACCUUGGGGAUACAAAAUGGGAUCUGUUGGUUAAAGGUAUUGGCUUGGGCUUGUAACCAAAUGGUGGUAAGGCCAUAAAGACGACACCCAUUAGGGAUACUAUGUAUGACACUCAAAGCACAUACUAGUACACAGCAACACACCAGCUUGGCAACCACCAGGGUGAAAAUCUUCAUAUAAAUUUUUAACCUCAUGAACUAUUAAAAGAGGUACUGGGAAGGUCAGAAAAAUCUGCMAAGAAGAGUACUUGUUCUAAUUGCUCUAAAGGGAAACAACCAUCAGGGUGAUUAUAAGCAGGAAGAAUUUAAAAACUGAACAAAAACAAGCUAUAAAUAUUAAACAUGCAA